Owenia fusiformis is the source of this 2919-nucleotide messenger RNA. The record is from the annotation of a GenBank genome assembly. Lineage: Eukaryota; Metazoa; Annelida; Polychaeta; Sabellida; Oweniidae.
AUUAUUGCUACACCACUAAAGAUGGCUUAUCUCUGGAAUCAAGUUGCAUCAGCAUUCUUCAUCUCUAUCUGCAUCUUAAACAUCAUCUUACACAGUGCUCAUGGUGAGCAAUCUUUCCGCACACAACCGCAUGACAGUGAAGUGAUCCAUGGCCAGACUGUGAUACUUCCCUGUGAGGUGAAUAAUGCAGUGGGGAUGGUACAAUGGACACAGGACAAGUUUGCUCUGGGGACAGAGAGAGACCUACCUGGGUAUCCAAGAUACAGUAUUAUAGGCAGUCAGGACCUGGGUGAAUACAACUUAAUGAUCUCAAAUGCGCAGUUGAUGGAUGACGGUGUAUGGGAGUGUCAGGUGACACCUACAGAAUACACGAUUGGAUUACGAAGCGAAGCGGCCAAGCUUACUGUAUUUGUUCCCCCAGAUGAGCCAACUAUAGAUGGCGAACCUAACGUUGAAGUAACCGCGACACAACCAGUAAAUCUAACAUGUACCGCAAACAAUGGAAAACCUGCAGCCAAAAUCUCUUGGUACACCGAUGGUGAACUAAUCACUGGAAAUAUUCAUACAGUCACGACACAACAUGAAGAUGGCAAACGGGAAAACGUGGUAUCAACGCUCGAGAUAACACCAACUGUGGGAGAUCAGGGGAAGACAUACGAAUGCCAGGCUACAAAUGAGGCACUGGUGUCAGUUGCCCCCAAAAAGACCAGAGGCUCGCUUGAAGUGCUUUACGCCCCUGAGGUAUCAAUGACGGUAGAGCCGAAUCGUGAGAUGAAGGAAGGUGGAAGUGUUAAUUUCAAAUGCCAAGCAGAAGGAAACCCAAAUACAAUAACUUGGAAGUGGUUUGAGGAUAUGGAAGAACUGCCCGAUUCUUCCCAGGACCACUUUACCCUGAAAAACAUUGACAAAUCCAAACAUGGAAAGAAAAUAUCAUGUGAGGCCACCAACUCUGUAGGCAGUAGCAAACAAAGUUUCCUGCUCAAUGUCGAAUAUGGUCCAUUUUUCACUGGGAACCCCCAACAUGCCGCAGUAGAUGUAGGUGAAGAUGCCACGCUCCAAUGCAAUGUAGAGGGUAACCCACCACCAACAAUCAUCUGGAUGAGAAAGGGGUCAAAUAAAAUCAGAGGAAGUGCCUCAAAGAUGACGAUAACAAAUGUACGAGAAAGUGAUUUUGGGGUGUAUACGUGUGCCGCAACUGUGAUUGGAUUUGAUGAGAUUUCAACGGAUGUGUUUCUCAUGAAAAAUGGGCCACCUAUUAUCCAAAGUGAAGACGAACAGUUUGCGAUGUCAGGUAGCGAAGCACUCAUAGAAUGUGCUGCCCAAUCUGUUCCAAAGCCAAGUGAAAUCAAAUGGUUUAAAGAUGGCUCUCCGAUAGAUUUCACCAACACAGCACGUUAUUCUCUCAUCGAGAAGGACACACCAACUUUACGUAAAAGCAUCGUGAAGAUCGAGGGUGUUUCAUCGGAAGAUUUUGGAGAAUUUAAUUGUACCGUGUCAAAUGGUUAUGGGGAAGACAUGCGACUGAUAGCUUUAGUAGAAAAAGAGGGCGUACCCCUGAUCUACCUACUGGCUGGUGUUCUUGGAGGAAUCGUGUUCAUUGCAGUUAUCGUGGGAAUCAUCUAUUGUGUCAUCAGGCGUAAGAGGGGACUGCCUAAAGAUGAUGAUGAUGCCAGCGUUGCCGGCAAGAUAGAUGGCGUUGUGUACAAGCCUGCCACCUAUGGGGACAAAGUAGAACCAUGGAGAAGCGAUGCGGAUAAAAGCUAUUUUAGAUAUUCUGAUGAAUACGCAGAACUCAACUAUGCUUCCACUAAUAAGGAGGGCCCUCAAAAGAAUUAUGGUUAUGGUAUGGAUAGUAACCGUGGUAAUGACUACAGAGAUUAUAGAGAUUACCAUGACGCUGGAUUCUCUGAACCUAAUGGCAAAUCAUUAAAUAGGUAUGAUUCUGGGUAUGGACCUGAUUACCUUCCUAAUGGUAACCAUGUCAACAAUCCAAAUCCAAAUCCAAACAAUGAGUUUCCCUUAGCAACCAGAGACUUUUCCGCCCCUCAAAAUACAUAUUCAUCAAUGGACAAACGCCCACCACCAAGGUCUCCGAUACAGGAGGACGUGUCAACUCUAAUGCGGCUUUCAACGAAUGUAUAGUAGGACAUACAAGCUUAUGGGACUUUUAAGAGAAUGGGUCCAAGGGAACAAGGAUUCAUGGGUCAAAAUGAUGUAUUCAUAUAAUCUGGUACAUGAUAUGGGAUCUGAAUCAUUUGAUCCGAUUCAAGGAUUGGAUCCCUAUGGUAUGAGUGGAUCCAUGUGUCAUCAGUCACUGAUUCGAGUGUCAUCAGAAAGUGUAGAUGCAACCAAGGAUCUAUGUGUCCAUGAUCAGUUCUAUGUGUCAAAAUUAUAGAUCAGAAUUGAGUCAUGUGUCACUUGAGUAGAUCAGUGUCAAAAGAAUUGGUCCAUGUGUCAAAAGGAUUAAUUCAUGUGUCAAAAGGAUUAAUUUCUGUCGAAAGGAUUAAUCCAUGUGUCAAAAUGAUAAAUCCAUGUGCCAACUAAAGGAUUGAUCCUAGUGUCAUGAAUUCAUAAUAAAUUCAUAUGUUAAAUGGAAUCCACUUUUUAUCAAAAUAAGUGGACUUUUAGCUUAAUAUACAGACUACGUGCAUGUUUUUGAAGAACUAUAAAUUACAUAAGACUGGAUGAACAAUGAACAUGUUAAUCUGGUUAGCCAAAAUAGAGUUUUAAUAGAAAGACUGAGCGACAUUGUCAUGUAUUAAUACUACAAAGAGUGAAUUUAUGAGCCAAUAAAGAACAUUAUAUAUAACUGUAAAUAUGUAAGAGCCAAAAAUAAUUGCCAAUGGAAUAAAGCCUUUAUACAUAUAACAUAUUAAUUCAUUGCUGGCCAAAGCUGUUUUGGAGGUUUUCUACUGGUGA